AUGAUAGUUGAAGAUUCCUAUUUUAGUCAAUUAAAUGUUUACAAUUUCUUCAUUUGCGUCUCUGUUUCAGCUCCACCAACCGAAACAUUACCACGCUUCAUUUGUGUUCUUGCUUCUUCCAAGCCUCGCAAAUCUGCAUUAUCUUCCUUGAAUUUUUUAUCCUGUCCCUUGCGCCUCUCACCUUCACUUUCAAGCCCUGCAUAUCAGAGAACUAAAGGUGGCAUGUUUUCCCCGGUUAGAGCCAUGUCAGAGGAAGCUGCAUUACAAUCCAAAGUAACCCACAAAGUUUAUCUUGAUAUAAGUGUUGGAGAACCUGUAGGAAAGCUUGCUGGGAGAAUUGUAAUUGGAUUAUAUGGUGAUGAUGUGCCACAGACUGCAGAGAAUUUCCGUGCUCUAUGUACAGGAGAGAAGGGAUUUGGCUACAAAGGAUCCUCAUUCCACCGCGUUAUUAAGGAUUUCAUGAUCCAAGGAGGAGAUUUUGAUAAAGGAAAUGGUACAGGUGGUAAAAGCAUAUAUGGCCGUACAUUCAAAGAUGAAAACUUCCAGUUGGCUCACACUGGACCUGGAGUUGUUAGCAUGGCAAAUGCAGGCCCCGAUACCAAUGGAAGCCAAUUUUUCAUUUGCACUGUUAAGGCAGGCAGAGUUAUCAAACCAAUUUUUCAUUUGCACUGUCGAAUGGACCAGAGGCAUGUUGUGUUUGGACAAGUUCUGGAGGGCAUGGAUGUUGUUAAGCUGGUUGAGUCACAGGAGAUAGACAGAGGUGAUCGUCCUAGAAAGAGAGUCUUUGUAAGUGAUUGUGGUGAACUUUCUGUGGUUUAA
Messenger RNA from Fraxinus pennsylvanica, 819 nucleotides. NCBI's taxonomy places the organism in Eukaryota, Viridiplantae, Streptophyta, Magnoliopsida, Lamiales, Oleaceae. The record is from the annotation of a GenBank genome assembly.